AUGAUGCUGCAGUUCCAGGAAGAGAGCAGAAGAUCCCAGCAGCAGUGUGUGUUGUACAUAAAUGAGCUCUCAGUCAAACAAAGCUUCAUCAUCUUAGGCCAUUCACUGCCAGGAACCCUACAGAGGAGCUAUCUCAAGGCCUCCGAUACUGCACAGCUGCUGCUCAAGACGUAUGAGACACACGAGGAUGCUACAAGUAAAUUCGUCAGCCGGGAGCGUACUUAUGACUAUCUUUACGACCCAGUUUACACCGUCUCAUCAGAAGUGGAUCAUAUCAGGUCCAGUUUGAAGGCCUACACGUCAAAGAACAGAGUGCUACGGAUCCCAGAGUAUGGAUCCAUGUUCAGCAGUCUUCCUCACUACCCAAGAUUCCAACUUCAGUUGGACCCUACAGACCCAGUGCCAGACUUUAUUGAUCGUCGAUGGAGGGGCCACAUAGAUCAAUACAAACAGGCCUUGCAUCAACUAGCCGGGGUUGGCAGAGCUGCAUCUCCAUGGCUGCAGAAAGAAGAAGGUCGAGUGACUGGAUCGGAUCCUUGGAAAUAUUGUACACGCCCUCUGAUUCCAUAUGGACAGCAAUUGCCUCCAAAUGUUAUAUUUUCUUUGCCAGAAGAAGAGUGUUUUUUCCAUCUGGACCGAACCUCUUUGCAGCAGCCCACAAAGGUUACUGUGGCAGUCCAGACUGACUAUAGAGAGAGUGAGACACAAACGGACCCUUACAGCCCAGAAUAUACCAUCCAACCUGGGACAACGCCUUCUGAACUUUUGACUCUAGCUGUUUUGACUUGGGGUCAUGGACUACCUGCAGGUUUGGCAGAGGUAAAAAUGAUAGAACAUGUUAGAGCCAAGCGAGCUUGGGAGGCCACUCUUCCUCCACUGAACGAUCUUAGUCAAAUGGACAAGAGGAGACGUAUGAUGGAUGAGAUGGAGGCCAAAGAGUGGGCUUUUAGAGAGAGUGAAAUCCAGAAAAUAAAAGAGGUCCGUCUCGCUGUGCUGACUGACCUCCUGAAAAGAAGAGACCAGACUCAGCAGGAAUAUACACAUGACAGACUCAUGCAUAUCAAUCACAAGCUACAGAUGGAGAAAGAGUCCAAGAUGAAAAAGAUCAACAAUGACUAUUUUAGAGGAUUGAGAAAAGUAGAAAGAAAAUAUGGUGUUGUAAUGGACAAAUUAAAACAUUUCCACAACUUUAAAGAAGACCACAGCCCUCACACACACUCUUCAGGAAGAAAAAAACCUGAUGCAAAGUCAAUAAACUACAACUUUGAUAUUGAAGGUUUAACAAAGCUGGAAACAGCUUCAUCAUUUAAAUCCCCAGAAAAAAAUGCAAAACUGACUAGAAGUAUGAUCCAAAACUCUAGUCAGAGGGCGUUUCAGCUGUAUGAGCAGUACAGGGCUCUACGGAGGCCCAGGUCAGAGAGUCCAGUGGAUUGUCUUGUUAAGAUUGAGAAACCCUCUCCUCCACCGGCCACACCUGAAGUAGAGCAACCACCAGAAGGGAAAGAAGAGAAAGAAGCAGCUGUUGUUUACUUGCAGAAGUUACUAAGAGGAAGAGCCAUUCAGUAUGAGAUAAUUAAAGGUAAAGAAGACCACUUAGACCUGAUAAAAGAACUGAGAACAGUUCACGCUCUGCAGAGUGAAGAUCAGAAGCAACAGAAUGCUGAAAAGGACCGAAUAUUAAACCUCAAACAGGAGAGAGAUCAACAAAAUCGCAGGGUGGAGGCGUUACAGGCCAGAGCCGUGGACACAGAGCUUGAAUACAUGUUUGACACUUUGUCCAAAGACUUGAUCAGACUGCAGGAAGAGCGCCGAAUCCACGCCUUCACUCUCCUCGCUGAGAGGGACCGUUGCAUGCGGGAGGCCGAGGAGAGCAGGCGAAGACAGGUUGAAGAACGCAGAAGAAGAGAAGAAGAUGAAAUUUUCAGACAAGUGGUACAGAUAAACCAGGAGAGUGUAGAUCUAUACUUGGAGGACAUCAUUCUGGAAACCUUAGAGAGAGUAGCAGAUGACCAGGCAAGAAAGGAGAUCCACCAACUGGUCAAAGAGGUCUCUGAUGUUGCUUGGGCCUUGGAAGAAAGCCUGCAGUCUGAAACCAUUGUCCAUGAGCUAGUGUAUAACUUUCUCAUCCCAGAAGUGGCAAAGACUAGCGCCAGGCAACAAGCUAAACAGAAGCAGCAGAGACACUUACAAGCAGCUCGGACCAUCAUCCAAGGCACUUCUGGGGGAGUUUCAUCUCCCUCUGUCACUGUGGACCCGGGGGAAGAGACAGUCGCAGAGCCAGAACUGCCACAAACAGACACAAAUCAAUAA
Messenger RNA from Knipowitschia caucasica, 2310 nucleotides. Lineage: Eukaryota; Metazoa; Chordata; Actinopteri; Gobiiformes; Gobiidae. The record is from the annotation of a GenBank genome assembly.